Harmonia axyridis is the source of this 1070-nucleotide messenger RNA. Its product is annotated as nuclear pore complex protein Nup75-like. The record is from RefSeq and is a predicted model, not a curated record. The transcript has 5 exons. Bases 135 to 1070 code for a protein of 311 amino acids. NCBI's taxonomy places the organism in Eukaryota, Metazoa, Arthropoda, Insecta, Coleoptera, Coccinellidae. Gene Ontology annotation, molecular function: structural constituent of nuclear pore. Gene Ontology annotation, biological process: protein import into nucleus; positive regulation of DNA-templated transcription; mRNA export from nucleus. Gene Ontology annotation, cellular component: nuclear pore outer ring.
CUCCUGAAAUGAAUUUAACCUCACUUCUUCUGGUUCUUGUUCUAUGGAUAAUCCACAGGAAUCAGGAUUUCAAAUGUUAUUACUUUGUUACAAGUUUAUAGAAUAUUUUUAUAAUUCUCAAUAAAAAAAUUAAAAUGGAUGUUGAAACAGAAAUUUUAAUACCAAAUAAAUUGUGUGAAAGAGCCGGUAUUUCCUUAGCAUGGAAACCAUUUAAUGAAAUGGGUAUUUUCGCAUAUGAAAGAAAACAUUCAGGAGCUCCAGAUAAGCAUAGUCAACACUAUCCAACAUCAGAAGCUUCAGUAUUUCAAAUUCGACAUGAUGUAAUUUUAUUCAGACCAGUCCUUCGAAAACUCGUCAAUGAAUCCAAUGGCACCUUUUUGAAUCUUCAAGGAGUAGUAUUAAGUAAUUCAUUCAAUCCUCAAGAAGAUUUACUCAACUUUAGCCGUCAACAUAGAUCUAUAAUUAGGGCAUGCCUUGAAAAUUUGCAGGAAGAUAUUGUGAAGGCUAAAACUAAAUCUGAAAGAGAUGAGGUCCAAAAUCUCAUAACAAUAUUUUACUCUGUUGAGUGCAUAUGGCAUUUAUGUGAAAUUUUAUUUAUUGAUGCCACACCUGGAAAUGUGGUGCUGCCCCAUCUACUGGAUUGGGUUAGGUUUCAUUUUCCUAAAUAUGAGAGAAAUGCUGCCGAAAUGUUAUGUGAUGCAGGAAAUGCACUUGAAAUUAAAGCAGAAUUUUGGCCUACAGUAAUAGGUUCUCUUUUGCAAGGAAGAAAAAAAGUAGCAAGAGGACUUCUUAGGCAACAUUCUGCCGCAGAAAUAAAACCUUUCAUAAUGGCAGAUCAGUGUCUGAAAACCAUGCCGCUGUAUGAUGUAUAUAGUGGAUUCUCUGCUCAAGAAUUUCAUUUACAAAGAAAGCAUUGGGUUGUGCAUGUUCAGUCAAAAAUUCAGGCCAAAGUCUUCUCCAGUUACAAGAAUUUGGAGCUUAUCAUGAAGAGAAGCAGGAUUAUAAUAUGCCUGGCAAUCAUGACAUCAAGGGCGAAGUCUAGCAAGCUAUUCAACUCAACCCCACAAUGA